ACCCGGAGAGCUGCAGCCAAUCGUCGGGUGGGUAAACCAACACCUGUCUGUCACAUUCACCACACACUGUCUGCUGGAACUGCUAUGAAGAAUAAACACAACCAACAGGUGAAGGUAGCAGCGGCUCAGGACGGAUUCGACAUGUCGAGCUUCGAGGUGACUCUCCAGCAACUCAAUGAUCUGUUGACGGACGACUGCGGCUUUUACAGCUGGCCGACAAAACACUUCCACGAGGUUUACCCGAGGAUCUACGUGGGCAAUGCGUUUGUGGCAAUGAAUGUGAUGCGUCUGAAGCGCUUGGGGAUCACGCACAUCCUGAACGCAGCAGAAGGAAACUCGUUCAUGCACGUCAACACCAACGCCGAGUGGUACGCCGGCACGGGUAUCAUCUACCACGGAGUAGCAGCCAGCGACACGGACCACUUCGACAUCAGCGUUUACUUUGAGGAGGCUGCAGACUUCAUUGAAAAGGCCAUGGCUUACAAGAACGGAAAAGGUAAAGUGUACGUUCAUUGCAGGGAAGGCUACAGUCGAUCACCCAGCUUAGUCAUAGCUUACCUGAUGCUUCGCCAAAACAUGGACGUUCACACCGCUCUGGCCAUGGUGCGGCAGAAGAGAGAGAUCGGACCCAACGACGGCUUCCUGCGGCAGCUCUGUCUGCUGAACCAGAGGCUGGCUGCUGAGGGAAAGUUCUGGAACAAAUGAAGCCGAUCCAAGAAGCAGAUAGACAAGUCUGUUAUUGAGAACAAAAGUAUGUGUUCAUUGCACAUCACUUUCUUUCACUUGUUCUACAACUUAAACAAGCCGCACAUCUGUGAGGGAAUGUUCUGGAAGUGAGGGUAGAAGACAGUGAAACACAUUUCAAGGCUGACAGCAUUGAGUGUAUGUUUGAAACAAAAUAGUAGGUCUCACACAGAAACUUAAGAAAUGUAUUUAUAGCCUUUUAAUUGUGCUUCAUCCAACACUGGUGAUGUGCUGAUCAUAUAAUGUAAUGUGUAAAUCCAGGUGCACAAAAAUGUGACAUACAGACACUUUAAUUAUAUUCCAAAUACUAGAUUUAUAAGCAAUGUUCUGUAUAGUUACUGUGUUUUAAUUAAUCCAGGAGACACAAUCUACAUUUCAGAGGUUUGUUAGUAUGUAUGUAAAGACACUCAUUGUGGGAACUGGUGAGAAAAAAAGAUGGUGGAACUUUCUGUCUAUCGCCUCUUAAUAUUCAGCCUGUCUUCCCUCCAUCUCCAUCUCCUCUCGUCCUGGCAAUGUUGUCUUUGUCUUAGCCUCACUCCUGCACACACUGCCAAAUCUCUCUGUCCCAGCCAGAUAUCUAGUGGACACUGUGAUUUCUUCUCAUAUUGAACCAGAUUUUCAGGAUAGUACAGGAUGAUAAGGAGAUAUUUUUGUCUAGUAUGUCUAGUGUAAAAAAAAACAACUUCUGAAUCUUUUAUCUUCACUGCCUAAAACCUGCCUAAAAAUGUAACAUGUUGUUAUGUUGCUUUAUAGGAACUUAUGAUAUUUUACGCAGCAGAGUGCAUUAAAUUAAAGAUAGUUCAAUGACACUGGUCAGACAUUAUUGGAGAAAAAUAGAGGAACAGCUCUGCAUUUUGGGAAAUGUAUUAUUUAAUACUUGCACGCUGAGUUUGGUAAGAAGUCUAUGUUUGUCACUCAAACACUGCCAAGAUUGUGAUAAAGCUUUGCCACUUAUGUUAUUGGAUAACUUCUUAAUCAAACUUUUUACACUGUAACGUGUUUACAUUUGUGUGUCAGAGUAUAUUAAUUUUUCUAUUGUGCAGCAGCAUGCUAUUUAAUGUAUGUUUGACUGAAAGUGUUUUUUUUCAACACACAUAGUAUGUAGCUAUGUACAAUGCAGAGUCACAGUGUGCAUUAUUGUGUGUGCAUCGUUUAUCACUAUGUGCAUUAUAAGGCCUGUAACUUGUGAAUCAUCAUGUGCAUUACCUAGGUAGGAUGUGAUGUGAUUGGUCAUGUCAGUCGGCUCUCAUUAAGUCUCAGGUUAUGAGACUGCUUUUAUGAAGUGCACUUUAUCCAAUGACACUUGGGAUUGUUGUUGCUCUCUCUUUUCACAUGUUAAGUAAUAAACUGAAAAGAACGUGG
This is a messenger RNA of Labrus bergylta (ballan wrasse), 2106 nucleotides long. RefSeq names its product dual specificity protein phosphatase 3. Gene Ontology annotation, cellular component: cytoplasm. Gene Ontology annotation, molecular function: MAP kinase phosphatase activity; protein tyrosine/serine/threonine phosphatase activity. NCBI's taxonomy places the organism in Eukaryota, Metazoa, Chordata, Actinopteri, Labriformes, Labridae. The record is from RefSeq and is a predicted model, not a curated record. Gene Ontology annotation, biological process: protein dephosphorylation; negative regulation of MAPK cascade.